GUGCGCUCGUCGCCCCCACCCUGCGCCGCCGCAGUCCAGCAACCCCCCACCCCAUAUGCCCCCGCCAUGGCAGCCCUCAACCUACGCCGCCGGCACGAUAGUGGCCGCAUCCCCCUGCCGCUCCUCCUCACCGGCCGGAUUUCACGCAUCCCCUGAUUCCGAUCCCCUUUCUUUCGUUUCAGAUGAAGAGAAGACCAUUGGAGAUACUUCCACAGCUGCCCCUCCUAUCUCCCUCGAUGAUGAAUUUUCGAAGGCCACCGCCAUGGGACCUUAUGCAAGUGCAGGCUGGUCGGACCUCCCCAUAGAUAUCCUCAUCCGGAUACUGCAUCUCCUUGAGCUCCCCGAGGCCCUCGCCUUCCAUGCUGUCUGCCCAUCAUGGCGUUCUGUGGCCGCAGGCGGUGCCCCACCUCGCCGCACGCCGUGGCUUGUGUCCUUGGCGAAGGAGCCUCUUCCGGCAGGGGAUCAACAGAGGCCUGUGCGUCGUGGAUUAUGGGAUCCUACUGCCACUUCUGAGCUCCGCAAUCUUGUGGAUGCUGAGAAAACUUUCCAGGUCAGCUUUCCCUGGGGCCAGGCCGUGGCCUGCUGCGGCGCCUCCCAUGGCUGGUUAAUCAUGGCAAACGAGCUCUCGGAUCUCGUCCUCUAUAACCCCUUCACCACGGCGUCGCUCUCGCUCCCGCUAGUCACCGGUUUUGCAUCGUGCAUCGAGGGGGUUUACGGAGAUGAAGGGAACGUCGUGGGCUAUCGUUACAGUUGUUUUGAGAGUGACAGUGUGUAUGAUCUGCGGUCUCUUGGUGGGUUUUUCUAUGACAAGGUUGUGUUGUCCGGUUCUCCAUCUGCUGAUCCCGCAAUUGCUUUGUCCAUGCACAUGGACGGUAAGCGACUCUCUUUUGCGAGGGUGGGAGAUAGUUCUUGGCGACAAGUUUCAGUGAUAAGGAGAAGCCUGGAGAGCUAUGCCGAUUGCGUCUACCACCGCGGCAGGUUCUACGUGGUGACAAUGGAAGGUAAAUUGAAUUCUUGGGGCCUCAGUGGACCGGAGGACAGACCGCCAAAGAAAACGAUCAUGGCCGAGGGAGAUGAUUACUUUUUUGAACUUAUCACGAGAUACCUAGUUUCAACUCCCUGGGGACAUCUUCUGCAGAUUCGUGUCGUCCUCGACAAGUAUCAGGAGCACUACGUCAGGGUUGAUGUAGAGAGGUUGGAUCUCAAGAGCAGCCAAAUGGUAGGAGUAAGCCCUGCGAAGGCUCUAAGAGGACACGCGGUGUUCCUUGGUCAGAAUAGCCAGGGUAUAUUGUCCGUCGAUAAAUUCCCCGAGGUAAGGCCAGAUUGUAUCUACUUCACGACUCCCCGUCUCAGGAGGGACGCUUUCGAGCAUCGCCAUAACCAAUGGAGCGUUGUGAAGGUCUAUGAUUUGAGAAGUCGGAAGCUGGAGGAUGCUUUUCUGUCGGGUGGUGGUCAUUAUGGAACAAUCUGUCCAUCGGAGGUCUGGUUCACGCCGAGCCUGUGAUCACUUAGCAACCAUGUCGGAAGAUGUUUCAUGCUGCACGCAUAACUGGUGCUUUGCUUUGAUUGUUUCCUUCUAAAUUCUUUUUGCAGUUGUUUGUUUCAAGAACGUGUUGCAUAAUGUGGAAAGUGUGAUUCGUGUGUAUAUAGAUUAAUGAGUUCUGUGUAUAUAGUAG
Messenger RNA from Triticum dicoccoides, 1676 nucleotides. RefSeq lists its product as uncharacterized. Lineage: Eukaryota; Viridiplantae; Streptophyta; Magnoliopsida; Poales; Poaceae. Gene Ontology annotation, molecular function: protein binding. The record is from RefSeq and is a predicted model, not a curated record. Bases 56 to 1504 code for a protein of 482 amino acids. The transcript has 2 exons.